This is a messenger RNA of Sinocyclocheilus anshuiensis, 2431 nucleotides long. RefSeq names its product aryl hydrocarbon receptor repressor-like. Lineage: Eukaryota; Metazoa; Chordata; Actinopteri; Cypriniformes; Cyprinidae. The transcript is spliced from 9 exons. The record is from RefSeq and is a predicted model, not a curated record. Gene Ontology annotation, biological process: xenobiotic metabolic process; regulation of transcription by RNA polymerase II; response to xenobiotic stimulus. Gene Ontology annotation, molecular function: protein dimerization activity; transcription cis-regulatory region binding; nuclear receptor activity. The coding region runs from base 127 to 1827 and encodes 566 amino acids. Gene Ontology annotation, cellular component: aryl hydrocarbon receptor complex; nucleus.
UUGACACUCCGGAUGAUUCGACUUCGUUUCAAACCAUUAUCUUAGGUUACUUCAACCGUUAUCAUCGGCUGAAUGUGGAUUUUGGAACUAAAAAGAGCAUCUUCGUGUUAUUUGGAGAAGUGAACAAUGAUUCCACCUGGAGACUGUCUGUAUGCUGGAAGGAAAAGGAGAAAACCUGUGCAGAAACGGAAACCAGAGAAAGCAGAUCAGAAAUCGAAUCCGUCCAAGCGUCAUCGCGACCGUCUGAAUGCAGAACUGGACCGGUUGGCAAGUCUGCUGCCCUUCAGUGCAGAUGUCAUCUCCAAACUGGACAAACUCUCAGUGCUGAGGCUCAGCGUCAGCUUUCUGCGGGUUAAGAGCUUCUUUCAAGCGGUCCAAGAGAAAGAAAAUCACAGCAGUGAUGCCUUGACCUCGGCGCACAAGAAAGAAAUCCUGCCCCAUGUCAUAGAUAGUGAUCUUCUCCUAAAGUCUCUGCCUGGAUUUGCGCUGAUUGUGAGCUCGGAUGGUGUUAUUUUCUAUGCAUCAUCCACCAUCGUUGACUACCUGGGAUUUCAUCAGACGGACGUGAUGCAUCAAAAGGUCUUUGAUUAUAUCCAUGUGGAGGAGCGACAGGAGUUUCACAGGCAGCUCCACUGGGCGAUGAACCCUGGCCAACAAGACACUGUAGAUGAGGAUGUUGUGAUGGGUCAUCUGUAUAUCGCUGAAGUGCCUGACGGCGUUCCUCCUGAACUGUCUCCGUUUCUCACACGGUGCUUCGUCGCUCGAGUCCGCUGCCUGCUGGACAGUACCUCCGGCUUCCUGAACAUGCAGUUUCAGGGCAGUCUGAAGUUCCUGCAGGGUCAGCAGAGGAAGACUGACUCUGGAGCUCUGCUGCCGCCUCAGCUCGCUCUGUUCUGUGUGGCUGUUCCUCUAGUCCUGCCCUCCAUCAUGGAGCUCAAGAUGAAGAGUAUGAUGAUGAAGAGCAAACACAAAAGUGAUGAAAGGCAACGAGUUUCCCAUGGCUCGUUUGACAGUGAAGACAUGCUACAUCUUAACUGGACAAGCUCAUCCGGUCAUGACGGUUCGUGCUCAUCCCUGACCAACAGGAAGUACAGAGGAGAGGGCUGCAAAACCCAAGACGAGCCGCUCAACUUCUGUGUUUCUAGACUGCAAGCUGUUGAUCCUUCCUGGGAUGCCCGCUGUCCUGUUGCCUUGCGCACGGGGCCCAAUGAAAACAACCUGCCUGGAAGCGUCUAUAAGCACAGCCAUUCUGGAAAAUCACGAAUCGGAUGCAAUACAGAAUUGCAGAAGCUUGAGAGUUAUUGUGUCAACAGGAAGGCUGAGAGAAGGUACGUGCAGAAUGAAUGUUUUAACAUGAUUCCUGAAGUGGCCAUUAAGACAGAAGCUUCAGACUCUGAGAACGGGUGUAACGUAUACGGGACGCUUUGGCGCCCUGUAUAUGCACAGGUGAAAUCCGAGGCUGAAUAUUAUGACUAUUGUGCCUCAUAUCAAAGAGGAAAAGCUGUCAUCAGUCCUCCCAUCAACGGACAACACAAGUAUCUGUGUGCAGGAGUCAGCAGACCUCUUAAGUGUGUCCUGAACAAAGACAUGAAUCACUCUGACGCUCCUAUCAGCAGUCAGGACGGAUAUGCAUUUUCAAAUGAUCAUAAAAGCUGCAUGCAGCGUGAUAUCCGGCUGACUUGUGAGUCCAGGAAUCACAAUCUUGUGCACUCGAUCAAACGAGAACCUCUGGAUGUUAGUCAAGGGCAUGUGCAACAACAUAUUACUUCAAAUGGCACUAUGAACACUGUUCUACACAAAGCAAACCCAUAUGUUUACAUGCAGUAAACUCUGAUCACAUUAACAUUGCUUUUUAAUUGCAGUGCUUGAAGGUAUAUUAAUAUUCUUCCUUUUGUUCUCUACAAAAUUCUGCAAUUAAUUCAGCCCAACUGAUUAACGUACAAACUUUUUUGUAGAUAGCUUUGGUAUGUUCGAAAUUUAAGAUGAAAUGUAAGAUCUACCCACUGGAAUAAUGUCACUGCCAUAUUUGCAUGAUGAAUUGUGAUUUGUCACCUGAAAUCAAGUCAUGAUGACAAAAUAGUUCUAAAGAAGUUCUAAAUUUUAUUUUUUUUUUCCACAAAAUUCUAAACAUAAACUUACCUAAAAUGUAGCUUGUUUGCUGCAAGCGCUGGUAUUUCCCUCAGGACAUAAACUAAAACUAGUUAGAAGUUAUUUUAGACUAUUUGAGACUGUUUAAUCAAACACAAAUACUCAGGUUCCUAGGUGUUUUGGAGAUGUUGUUUUGUAUUUUGUCUCUUUUGGGUACAGAUUUUGGAUUUAUUGCGAUCCAAUGUGAUAUUAAUGUGGAAAAUAUGUAUACAGUCAAAUAAAGAUCAUUUCCCAUGUGAAAAUGUAUUUGUGUAUAGCAUUUUAGAUUUUUCAAAGUACUUAA